Penicillium antarcticum is the source of this 1329-nucleotide messenger RNA. Its product is annotated as ubiquitin-conjugating enzyme E2. NCBI's taxonomy places the organism in Eukaryota, Fungi, Ascomycota, Eurotiomycetes, Eurotiales, Aspergillaceae. The record is from RefSeq and is a predicted model, not a curated record. Gene Ontology annotation, molecular function: cysteine-type endopeptidase inhibitor activity; ubiquitin conjugating enzyme activity. Bases 1 to 1329 code for a protein of 442 amino acids. Gene Ontology annotation, biological process: negative regulation of apoptotic process. The transcript has 8 exons. Gene Ontology annotation, cellular component: nucleus.
AUGGCUGACCAGUGCUCGCUGCGCCUGGUGCGAGAACUGGCUCAAUUUGAGCGAAGUGAGCAACUCGCCUUCACUGUCGCCUACGAUGAAAAAAAUACACGAGACAUUCAAGCCCUCAUCGUUGGGCCUCCAGGCACACCCUAUGAGCUGGGCUUCUACGAAUUUGCCAUAAAAAUACCACCUGAUUAUCCCGCGAGCCCACCAACUGUGAGGCUGAAAACUACCAACCAGGGACGCACAAGGUUCGGCCCUAAUCUCUAUGCAAGCGGGAAGGUUUGCCUCUCGAUUCUUGGCACAUGGCCUGGUGAACGCGGGGAGGAAUGGUCUCCCGCCCAGGGACUGGAGUCAGUCUUGCUGUCUAUCCAAAGUCUAUUGUCCUCAAACCCGUAUACCUUGGAGCCAGGGUUUGAUGACAGGAGUGACGACACCGAGAACAUCGAGGCGUACAACUCCAAGAUCCGACAUGAAAACCUACGAUUGGCAGUUAUUGACCCUCUAGAAAAAGCCCUCCAAUUUCCUUCAUUAACCUGGCAACCCAGAACGCAAAGAAAUGGCCAGCCACCUGUAUAUGGAGCAGAUAGCGACCGACAAGCACCGAAUCAAAAUUUCCUCAGUGCCUUUGGUGACUUUUCCAAGCAACGAUUCCUCUGGUACCUGGAUAUUUACAAAAACGCAAUUGAGAAAGGCAUUGUGGAAGAGACACGGAGACACACAACCCCCUUUCUUUCGAUGCCAUUUGAGAGUUCGGGUAAUGGUAUGCAAGGUACAUGGGAUUAUACCAAGCUGAAGACCCGCCUGGAAAGCGUCCAAGAACAGUUGAUGGAGGAAAUACACAAGUGGCCUACCGAGGGCCUGGCACUGGUCAAAGAGGAUGCUGGGAUUGCGGUGAAGCUGAUGGGACAGCAUGAGCAAAUCGUUACCGAAAUGAAGUCCCGAACGCAGGUCAUGGAUCUCUCGCUCGCUGAUGGCAACCCUUUCGUCUGGCGACUCACUUACGCUGGCCGCACGGAGUCACGACUGGAAGGUGGUAUCAUCAAGAUCAAGAUUUUCAUCAGCCCUCGACACCCGGUAGAACAGCCCCGUGUGUUUGUCGAGUCACCGCUCUAUCACAUUCGUGUCUCCAAGAUGGGUGUUAUGAUCUAUCUGCCUGCUCGAGCUGACGAGAUCCGCCAUCACAUCGACGGCAUUAUCAACACCCUAGAAAAUGACAACCCACCAUAUAAUCCACUCAUGACAGUGAACCCCGAGGCAAGCGCUCUGUGUUGGGGAACCGAAGUAGAGCGCAGGCUUUACCGGCGCAAGCUUCGAGCGUCGCUGGAGGAAUCCUAG